Zygosaccharomyces rouxii is the source of this 996-nucleotide messenger RNA. RefSeq names its product protein-histidine N-methyltransferase (gene HPM1). Gene Ontology annotation, biological process: peptidyl-histidine methylation, to form tele-methylhistidine. Gene Ontology annotation, molecular function: protein-L-histidine N-tele-methyltransferase activity. The coding region runs from base 1 to 996 and encodes 331 amino acids. The record is from RefSeq and is a predicted model, not a curated record. The transcript has a single exon. NCBI's taxonomy places the organism in Eukaryota, Fungi, Ascomycota, Saccharomycetes, Saccharomycetales, Saccharomycetaceae.
AUGUUUGCAUUUGGAUUUGAAGACGAGGACAUCGGUGGGACUGAGCCUAGUCAGAACGCUGUUAAUCCACUCGAUUCCCCCCAUUUAAAGGAUUCACUACCACCAGAAUGGGAAUCAUUAGAUUCGCUAGUUAAAAGUUUGAUUAACGUUAGAUUAUCAUUUGAAAAGUUUAGCACACUCGAUGGUAAUACACUUUUCAGAAGAGCGUUAUUUGACAUUAAGCACCAGUUGAUGGUUGAAGAUGAUGAUAGCCAAUUGGACAUUUUAACUUCAGAAGAUUUGAGAAAGAACGUCUAUGAAGGUGGAUUGAAAUCAUGGGAAUGUUCCAUCGAUUUAGUGGAUCAAUUAUCCAAGACGAAUAUCGAUGAAAACUGUGUGUUAGAACUAGGUUGUGGUACUGCAUUACCUAGUCUAUACGUGUUUGGACAACGACUUUUACAUGGCAAUGGAAACUUGAAGUUGAUUUUAAGUGAUUAUAACAAGAGUGUGAUCAGGUUAGUUACUCUACCCAAUCUAAUCAUUACCUGGUCACAAUUGGUAUUAACCGAUAACCAAAGGUGUCAAUUACAAAAAUCUGAUCAGAACGUUGUAGCUGAUGAAUUGCUUUUGACUCCCCAGCUUUUACAGGCAUUCCAGGAAGACUUGUCAACUAGAAAUAUCGACAUUCAAUUCAUUUCAGGUUCUUGGGGUCGUCAGUUCAUCAAUCUGGUCCAGCAACACUUGCCACCAUCAUCAUCACUACUUAAUCUAACUUCAGAAACUAUUUAUCAACCAGAAAACCUACCAGUGGUAGCAGAAACUCUGUUGCAAUUACACCAAGGGUAUCUUGCAAAAUCUUUAGUCGCCGCUAAGGACAUAUAUUUUGGAGUUGGUGGUAGUAUAGUUGAGUUUGAAAACUAUUUGAAUAAAUGUAUCAAGAGUCAACAGUUGAACAUCAAUUUCAACACUUUAAAGGUUAAUGCUGGUUUGAAAAGAUCUAUAGUGUAUAUACAUUGA